Molecule: messenger RNA, 1640 nt
Organism: Papilio polytes (common Mormon)
Lineage: Eukaryota; Metazoa; Arthropoda; Insecta; Lepidoptera; Papilionidae
Product: mitochondrial thiamine pyrophosphate carrier-like
Exons: 5
Coding region: 542-1510 (322 amino acids)
Biological process (GO): thiamine pyrophosphate transmembrane transport
Cellular component (GO): mitochondrial inner membrane
Molecular function (GO): thiamine transmembrane transporter activity
Source: RefSeq, a predicted model, not a curated record
AUUUUCGAAAUCAUGCGAUUUUAGUCGCUAAGUGACUUUCGCAGUACAAUGUCGAUAAUAUAUGAUAAUGGUGUGCUUACAGUCCACACGAUACUCGCAAUGAAUUAAACAAUAAUAUCUGUAAUUUGCGUAGCUUUUUGUACGAAGACCCUUAAUUGUAGGAACAAAAACUCUAACAGACUUGGUUAAUUUAAGAAAAGAUAUUUUCAUGCAAUUAUGCUUUUUUUCAAAAGAUAAACGAUUUUCUUACUUCGACUAAUAAUUUCAUUGCGAAAGAGAGAAUUCAACCAAUUUUACUUUGCAUUUUUUGAAAAAACCUAUAAACACUCAAACUCCUUAUAAUUAUAUUUAUCACCAUAAAGUUACAAAUAAUUUAUUCCGUCAGAUAAAAGUCAUCUAGUUGUCAAAAAUGAGUUAAGUUUCAGUUUUGGUUUAUUUAACAUAUGUGUCAAAAAAUAUUAUCAUUCAGGUCUACCUUGGACCUGAUAUGAUUAAGAGAAAAAUGCAAGCAAACGCAUCUAAUGAUGAUGUCUAGUCUACAAUGGUAGGCUACCAACGCAAUGACAGCCUCACUCAUAGUCAGAAGUUUGCCGUUGGAUGCUUCACUGGCAUCCUAACACGCUUGAUCACACAACCUGUGGACAUCAUCAAAUUAAGAACUCAAUUACAAAAAAGACGACAUCUCAAACACCUUAACAUGUUCGAAAUGAGUAGGAAAAUUUUAAGGGAAGAAGGCUUCAGAGCUUUUUUUCAUGGUCAUAAUAUUGGACAGGUUCAUUCUAUCCUAUCUGUGUGCACCCAGUUCUUCAUAUAUGAAUUAACCUCAAAACAAGUUGUUAAUUCGAAUAUAGAUCAAAAACAUAUACCCAAAUUGUUGUUCUUCUGUGGUAUAAUCGCCGGCUGCUGUUCUGGCACUGUCGCUUUGCCUCUAGAGGUGAUCAGAGUAAGACAAAUGAUAGCCAAAGAACAAUAUAAGGGACUACUUAACGGCGCAAAGGCCGUCUACAAAGCUGGUGGCAUUCUUGCUUUUUAUGAAGGCCUUUCUGCUUCUCUUAUACAAUACGGACCAGCCGUUGGAUUGUCGUUUUCUGUGUUUCGCUUUAUGCAACCACUACUAUUAAGAAAAAUGGCUCAUCGUCGUGAUUGUACCGAUGCACUCACUACUGAAUAUAAGCCUUCCCAUGUCGUAGUCGCAAGCAUGAUAGCUGGAUCCACAGCAGGGUUUGUUUCAAAAACGGCUACGUAUCCACUGGACCUAGUGAAACGGAGGUUGCAAAUCGGAACUCACAAGGUAGAUGAAAGGUUCGCCACCAGUACGUCCCGAAAUCUCGUGCGAUGUAAAAAUUUUUUUACAUGCAUUGAAAAUAUAGUUAAAAGGGAGGGCUUCAGGGGACUAUUUCAAGGUUGGCUAGUUACAGUUCUUAAAUCUCAAUUAACAAGUAUUGUAGCAUUUACAACUUACGAAUGUUUAUGUUAUGUUGUUAGGGAAUUCAACAAAACUGUCGUUUGAUUAUUUUUAGACAUAUUUGGAUUUUAUCAUAUAUCAAUAUAUGGUCUAAUGUUAAUGUCUAGUAUAAUGUUGUAUUUAAAAUAUAGCCUGUUUAUGAAAAAAACUUAUUAAUAAAUAUUUAAACAACCGC